AUGGCCGCCCAGCAGGCCAACUUCCGCAUGGAGCCCGGGAGCGACGCCAUGAAGCAGCGCAUGCAGGCGAUGAUGCGCUACAACCGGCUGCGCCAGGAGACGCGCGCCUCGAACGCGGUGCUCCAGGUCAAGCGCAAGCACCAGCGGCGCGAGGCCGUCGACCCGCGCGCCGACGAGACCUCGCUCGAGCGGCAGCAGAUGCAGGACCGGUCGUACUACGAGUACGGCUGCGUGACCGACGGCCUGCGCGCGGACCUGGGCCUCGAGCGCUACCACGAGGACCUGGCGAACCAUUCCGCGAGCGUGCAGGAGUCCGCCGCGCGGCCCAUCGAGGAGGACCUGGAGGAGGGCGAGGACGACGACGAGCGGCGGCGCGAAAAGGCGCGGCGGCGGCGCAAGGCGGGCAUGCGCGACAUCCGCGUGCACCCCUUCGAGGUCGACGAGCUCGACCACCGGUGCUGCCGCGGCCAGAUGCCGGGCUGGGACCCGUACCGCUACUCGCAGCAGAUGCUCGAGACCGAGGCCGAGAACAUGCGCCAGCUGCGCAUGUCGGUCGCGGACAACAAGCAGACCAAAAAGCUCACGGGCACGUCGAAGAUCACGCUCGACCUCCAGCGGCCCGGGCCGACGACGCUCACGCCCGUCGACUUCGCCAAGUACCUCGCGCGCUGCGAGGGGCUCACGCUCGCCGAGUGGUGCAAGGAGCAGGACGUGCGCACGGAGCGCGCGCUGGAGCGCGAGCGCUUCAAGAUCACGGAGCGCGUCAAGCGCGCGGAGAAGGAGGCCGAGGACCCGCGGCCCGACCGGAAGCAGUUCCGCGACGCCGAGGUCGCGCUCGUCGCCAAGCGCUGCGGCGCCGGCGCGAUGCGCAAGGCCCGCAACCGGCUGGGCAAGAGCAUGAAGCCGUCGCGGCGCGCGCGCGACGCCAGCUCGGUGCUCGGCAUGAUGCUGCUGCGCUCCCAGGGCUUCGGCAUGGUGCACCCGGAGCAGGACGUCUUCUGGAUCGAGCACGAGCUCCUCAUGGCCAAGGAGCGCAUCGAGCCGCGCCGGGAGCGGCUCGUCGAGCUCGGCAUCACGCACAUCCUCAAGGCGCGCGCCCCGCGCCCGAAUCAUCCGUCGUCUCUUCCGCGAUGUACGCACGACGCGCGCAGGUCGGCCCGGUCCUUUCGAACCAGCACCCCCAGGACUUCAUCUACUGCCGCCUCUACGUCUCGGACAAGGAGACGGCGCGCCAGGACGACAUCCGCCGCGAGUUCGGCAUGGGCCUGGCGUUCGCGUCCGAGGCCCUGGACCUCGGCGGCCGCGUGCUCAUCUGCUGCCCGACGGGCUGCCGCCUCGCCGUCGCGGCGACGGUCGCGCUGCUCAUGCAGAAGCGCGGCAUGCGGCUCUCGACGGCCUACGGCGUCGUGAAGCUCCACGAGCCGGCGCUGCAGCUCUCGCGCGCGCUCUGCCUCUGGCUCAGCCUCUACGAGAUCGAGCUGCACCACGAGUCGUCCGUGGUGCGCGACCGCACGUUCACGAACCCGUCGCUCAAGCAGCUCGUCGGCGAGCUCGGGCUCGAGCCGGCGCUCCCGUGGCCGCUGCCGAUCUACUUCCUCGUCGGCACGGUGGUCCUGCCGGACCCGUACGCGUUCUGGAACGGCCGGCCGCGGACCGACUUCCGGCCCUGGCGCAAGCGGUACUGCGCGCCCCGGCGCCGAACUUCCCGUUUUUGCUCGGGCUCAGCUUCGGUGUCCACCCAGGCUACUACUGCUGCUGCUACUGCGUCGACCCGGCCGCUAUCUGCCGCGGCGCGGCGGCGCUCGCGCGGAAGCUCCGGCCGAAGAAAACCGAGGACGACGCCGUGUCGCACGCGUCCGUCGCGUCCGUCGACUUCGACGUCGGCACCUUCGCCUCGGCCUCGGUCGUGACGGAGCCGACGGUUGCGACGUCGGCGUCGGCGGGCGCUUUCAUCGUCGACGAGCCGCGGUCGCCCGACCGCAGGGGCCGCCGCGGCCGCCGGGCCAAGAAGGCGAGCGCCGUCGCGGCGGCCGCCGCGCCCGCGCCCGCGGCGGCCGACGACGCGUCCGUCGCGUCCGAGCUCACCGUCGAAACCUUCGGCUCGCUCGCGACGCACGGCACCGCGGUCACGCAGGGCUCCACGGUCUCCCUGCGGUCCGCGCGGCCGCCCGCCGAGGGGCCCGCGGCGCCCGAGAAGCCGGGCUUCCUCGCGCGCGCGAGGCGGUUCUUUCGGCGGAAGUCCUGA
Messenger RNA from Pelagomonas calceolata, 2245 nucleotides. The record is from the annotation of a GenBank genome assembly. NCBI's taxonomy places the organism in Eukaryota, Pelagophyceae, Pelagomonadales, Pelagomonadaceae.